CAUGGGAGACGUUUGGUAGCCGAAGACGUUGAUGGUUCCAGUCUGUCAACAAAAGCAGUAAAACUUCGUCUGUGAACCGUUUUGAAACGCUGUAUCCAUCGUUACUUCUUAUAACAUAAGAGUGGCUUUACUAUGUACAGUUAGAAAAAACAAAAUGUGUUUCCUUUUGUUUUCGUAGGUAUUUAAAGCUAACCUAGCUAAGCUAACGGUGUGGGCUACAGUAAAAACGACGCAUUCAAACAGGCCACGCGACUAAUUUUAGCUCGUUUUAAGAGUUACAUUUCCUGACCGAGACAUUUAUUGUAUAUUCGUAUGUUAAAGUCAGAGUUAAUAUUAUUCCGCAACCACCAUGUUCAUUUAUCUCAGCAAAAAGAUCGCUAUUCCCAACAACAUUCAUCUGAAAUGCCUGUCCUGGAACAAACACCAAGGGUUCAUUGCAUGUGGCGGAGAAGAUGGUCUGCUCAGAGUGUUGAAGCUUGAAACACAGACAGACGACAAUAGACUGAAAGGUCUUGCUGCCCCCAGCAACCUGUCCAUGAAUCAGACUUUGGAAGGACACAGUGGUGCAGUGCAGGUAGUGACCUGGAAUGAACGGAAUGAAAAAUUGACAACCAGUGACCAGAAUGGACUCAUUAUUGUGUGGAUGCUGUACAAAGGUGCAUGGUACGAGGAGAUGAUUAACAACAGGAACAAAUCAGUAGUGAGGAGCAUGAGCUGGAACGCUGAUGGUCAGAAGAUCUGCAUUGUGUAUGAAGACGGGGCUGUCAUUGUUGGAUCGGUGGAUGGCAACCGGAUCUGGGGAAAGGAGUUAAAAGGGAGUCAACUUGCUCAUGUUGCUUGGUCUCCUGACAGUAAGAUCCUGCUGUUCGGCAUGGCCAACGGCGAAGUACAUAUUUAUGACAAUCAAGGAAACUUCAUCAUGAAAAUGAACAUCAGCUGCCUCGCCGGGGCAACCGGAGCUGUCAGUUUAGCUGGAAUCCACUGGUACGCAGGAGCUGGGGGUUACAGUGAGCCGGACAGUCCGUGCCUCGCCAUCUGUUUCGACAAUGGAAGGUGUCAGAUCAUGCGCUAUGAGAAUGAUGAGAACCCAGUAUUUAUCGACGCUCUGAUGAAUGUUAUCAGUAUCCAGUGGAACCACUGUGGCAGUGUGCUGGCUGUGGCAGGUUCCCUCAGAGCCACAAACGUGGACAAAGAAUUUAAUGUGGUGCAGUUCUACACACCGUUUGGAGAGCAUCUGAGAACUCUGAAAGUAUCCGGGAAGCACUUAUCUGGGAUCUCAUGGGAGGGAGGAGGUCUGCGAAUCGCCCUGGCUGUGGACUCUUACAUCUACUUUGCCAACAUAAGGCCAGAUUACAAAUGGGGCUACUGUUGCAGCACCGUGGUGUACGCCUACACAAAGCCAGAGCGCCAGGAGUACUGUGUAGUUUAUUGGGACACCAAAAACAACGAGAAGUUUGUGAAAUAUGUCAAGAACUUAAUUUCUAUCACUACCUCGGGGGACUUCUGCAUCCUGGCCAGCAAGGCCGAUGAAAAACAACCUCAGGACGAUGUUGGGUCAGAUACCAUGAAUCUUGCGAGGUACGUCCUGAUCCUCUGCAAUUCUAUUGGUACUCCUCUGGACUCCAAAUACAUCGACAUCGAUCCAUUAUUUGUUACCAUGACGAGGACACAUGUCAUUACUGCUUCCAAAGAAGCUUUCUAUCUGUGGCAGUACAGAGUGGCAAAGAAACUGACCGCCCUGGAGAUUAACCAAGUGACCAGAACCAAGAAAGGGGGCAGGGAGAGGUUCUAUCACAUCGACAGCAAUCCAUCUGGAGGCAAUGAUGAUGAUCCAGAUAUUUCAAAUGCCUUUGCAGCAACUCGAGAUCCCAUCUGCUGCAUUACAGCAACAGAUAAAACCCUGAUAGUGGGGCGUGAGUCCGGUAUCAUCCAGAGAUACACCCUUCCAAAUGUAGCCCUCAUCCACAAGUAUUCCUCUAACAGCCGAGCUCAUUAUCUGUCUCUAAACUGCGACUCCAGUCGUCUGGCCAUAAUUGACAUCUCGGGCUUGCUGACUUUGUUGGACUUGGAAGUUCAUCCUCCUGGAAGCGAAGGGACAGGAGACCAGGCCGCUGCAGGAGAUCCGUCUAAGUUUGAGCGUAAAGAUGUCUGGGACUUGAAGUGGGCAAAUGACAAUCCGGAUUUGUUUGCGGUGAUGGAGAAAACCAGGAUGUAUGUGUUCAGGAACCUUGACCCAGAAGAGCCCAUUCAAACCUCUGGGUACAUCUGCAACUUUGAGGAUCUAGAAAUCAAAUCAGUUUUGCUUGAUGAGAUUAUGAAGAAUCCAGAGCGGCCAAACAAAGACAACCUUUUUAACUUUGAAAUCCGCUCCCUGAGAGACAGCAGAGCACUGAUUGAGAAAGUGGGCAUUGAAGACGCUUCACAGUUCAUUGAAGACAAUCCUCACCCAAGACUCUGGCACCUUCUGGCCGAGGCAGCCCUACAAAAGCUGGAUCUGAAGACAGCCGAGGAGGCGUUUGUCCGCUGCAAAGACUACCCGGGCAUUCAGUUUGUCAAGCGCCUGGGCAACCUGCAGAGCGAGCCCAUGAAACAAGCCGAAGUGGCUGCCUACUUCGGCAGAUUUGAGGAAGCUGAGAGCAUGUAUCUGCAUAUGGAUCGGAGGGAUCUCGCCAUCAACCUAAGGAUCAAGCUGGGAGACUGGUUCAAGGUUCUGCAGCUUCUCGACACAGGCUCUGGAUACUCAGAUGACGCUCUGCUUGCUCAAGCCAAUAAUGGCAUUGGAGAUUACUUUGCUGACAGACAGAAGUGGGUGAAGGCAGUCCCAUACUACCUUAAGGGACGUAACCAAGAGAGGCUGGCAGAUUGUUACUACAAGUUGGAGGACUACAACGGCCUUGAGCAGCUAGCUGCAGACCUCCCUGAAAAUCACAAACUAUUACCGGAAAUCGGAGAGAUGUUUGCCACAGUGGGGAUGUGUGAGCAGGCUGUGAAGGCCUACCUCAAGUCCAACCAGCCAAAAGCAGCGGUGGACACAUGCGUCCAUCUGAACCAGUGGAACAAAGCCGUGGAACUGGCAAGAGCUCACAACAUGAAGGAGAUCAAAUCUCUCCUUUCCAAAUAUGCCUCUCAUCUUCUGGAGGAAAAUAAAACUCUGGAAGCAGUGGAACUUUAUCGGAAAGCUCACCACUUUCUUGAUGCAGCCAAACUCAUGUUUAAGAUAGCGGACAAGGAGGCGAAGAAAAUGAGUCGACCUCUGCGGGUGAAGAAGCUUUACGUUCUGGCAGCUCAGCUUGUUGAGGACUACCAUGAGCAGGUGAAGACAUCCCAGCAGAUCAAAGCCAAAGGGAAGAAGUCAGAGGCAACAUUCGCACUUGCUGGCCUUCUGGAAGAAGAUGCGACGUCAUCAGACAACCGCAUCGCUGACAGCGCCUGGCGUGGAGCUGAAGCGUAUCACUUCUUCCUGCUCGCUCAGAGGCAGCUCCAUGCAGGCUACCCAGAGAACGCCACACGCACAGCCCUUCAUCUUCGUGAGUACGAGGACGUCAUCCCCGCAGUUGAGAUCUACUCCCUGUUGGCUCUGUGUUCUGCAGCGAACCGGUCCUUUGGCACCUGCUCAAAGGCCUUCAUCAAGCUGGAAUCUCUGGAGAGCCUCAGCUCUGAGCAGCGGCAGCUCUACGAGGAUUUGGCCCUGCAGAUUUUCACCAAAUAUCCCCCGAAGGACAGCCGCAUGGUGGAGACCCAGCGCUCUUCAGAGGGAGCUGAGGGAAAACUGCCCACAUGCAUCGUGACCGGUCGUCCUAUCCAGGAGUACCAGUUUUGGAUGUGCAGUGUGUGUAAACACUGCGCAUUGGAACAGGAGAUUACUAAAUAUAACUGUUGCCCUCUGUGCCACAGCGCACUAGUGUAAGGAACAAAGUUGUCCGGGAGGACUCUGUUUCAGAUAGAAAAGGGAAGUUUUAAACAUCUGCCUUUUAUUUUGUGUUAAAUGUUCAGAUCUCCUAAAAAGGCAGACACGUGGUUAUUAGAAACAAGCAGCUCAAUGAAUACAUGCUGUUGAUAGUCUAAGCAGGAAAUGAAAUCUUGAGUUUUGUUUCACUUUGUAUAUGUUUAAAAGUUAAAUGCAUUUUGUCUUCAAAUGUUUUAAUUACUUAAGCAUAAGAAGUUUGUAUCUGGUUUUACAAUAAAGUCAAAAGUAAACACA
Poecilia reticulata (guppy) is the source of this 4201-nucleotide messenger RNA. It is a transcript of the gene wdr35, whose product is annotated as WD repeat domain 35. Gene Ontology annotation, cellular component: intraciliary transport particle A; non-motile cilium. The record is from RefSeq and is a predicted model, not a curated record. Gene Ontology annotation, biological process: non-motile cilium assembly; protein localization to cilium; intraciliary retrograde transport. Gene Ontology annotation, molecular function: protein binding. NCBI's taxonomy places the organism in Eukaryota, Metazoa, Chordata, Actinopteri, Cyprinodontiformes, Poeciliidae.